This is a messenger RNA of Arabidopsis arenosa, 1112 nucleotides long. The record is from the annotation of a GenBank genome assembly. NCBI's taxonomy places the organism in Eukaryota, Viridiplantae, Streptophyta, Magnoliopsida, Brassicales, Brassicaceae.
AGCAUUUCCGGUUUAGUUCGAUUUAAAAUUAUUCGGUUACCGUUUUUGUUUAGAAUCACAGAAUUAGAGAGUUAUGGAGGAGAGAAGAAACAUGAAUUCCACCGCCGCUAAUCGCUCUAACCAGCCGUCUUCUGUUGGAAUCAGCGACGGUCAAAUCACCAAUGAGGAAGCUGAAUCGCUUCAUAAGAAGAAGAAAUGUUCUGGGCACGAGCUAAAAGAAGUAACUUGUAGUGACACAUUCUCUGACAAUGGUUCACUUAACAAGAAAAGACUCCAUUAUCAUCAGGAUCAGCGGAGGAUGAGUUUGACAUCGAUUGUGACGGUGGAGACUCCUUCAUCUAGCGACGCUCCCACUAGAAGAACCAUUGAUCUUGGCCAUGGAAGUGACCUCAUUUACAUUCAGAGGUUUCUUCCCUUUCAACAAUCUUGGACUUUCUUUGAUUAUCUCGACAAGCAUAUUCCUUGGACCAGGCCUACUAUUCGUGUCUUCGGUCGAUCUUGCCUUCAGCCGAGAGAUACUUGUUAUGUUGCGAGUAGUGGAUUGACUGCACUGGUGUACAGUGGAUAUCGACCUAACGCCUAUUCGUGGGAUGAUUUUCCACCUCUUAAGGAGAUUCUGGAUGCGAUUUACAAAGCGCUUCCUGGAAGCAGAUUCAACAGCUUGCUGUUAAAUAGGUACAAAGGUGCCAGUGACUAUGUGGCUUGGCAUGCAGAUGAUGAAAAGAUUUAUGGUCCAACUCCCGAAAUUGCUUCAGUUUCGUUUGGAUGUGAACGUGAUUUUGUGUUGAAGAAAAAGAAACAUGAAGAAUCUUCCCAAGAGAAAACAGUGAACGGUGGACCAACGAAAAAGAGGUUAAAGAGAAGCAGCAGAGAGGAUCAACAAAGUUUGACAUUGAAGCAUGGAUCGUUGCUGGUGAUGAGAGGAUACACUCAAAGGGACUGGAUUCAUUCUGUGCCAAAGCGGGCAAAGGCAGAAGGCACUCGUAUCAACCUCACCUUCAGGCUUGUUUUGUAAACGGAGCAUCAUAGACAAGAAGGUUUGCUUGAUCUUGAUCUCCAUUGACAUUGACUAAGCUUCUCAUCUUAAUUCUCUAUAAACACUGAUUGGUGUA